Molecule: messenger RNA, 1226 nt
Organism: Prunus avium (sweet cherry)
Lineage: Eukaryota; Viridiplantae; Streptophyta; Magnoliopsida; Rosales; Rosaceae
Product: large ribosomal subunit protein uL14mz
Biological process (GO): translation
Cellular component (GO): ribosome; mitochondrial large ribosomal subunit
Molecular function (GO): large ribosomal subunit rRNA binding; structural constituent of ribosome
Source: RefSeq, a predicted model, not a curated record
GAGUCGUCUUCCUCGCAGAGUCGCAGCCAAUUUGCAUACUCGCAAAAUUUCUUCAGGUUCAGAAGUGUCCAGAUCUGGCACGCCUCGCUCCGCCUGGCCACGCCUCGCUCCGCCUGGCCACGCCUUGCAACGCCUCCUUACGCCUUCCCCGCGCUAACAACUCGUGAAACAGCCGACCGCCUCUGACGAUUUCCUGCCGCCUCGCUCCGACGCACGAAGGCAUUCCUUUAAAAACACUGCUGGGCAGAGCAUAAAAGAAGCUUGUCAAUUUGGUUGAAAGUAAAAGCUACUGAUAAGGAAUGGCUGCAGGUUUAGCUUCAAAGUGUUCGCGCGUGGGUCGCUCAUUGUUGGGGGGGCUUGGCAACAACUCGUCUGGCUUAUUGAGCACAUCACAUGAGAUGACAUGCAGCACUUUCUUGUCUCAGCAAAGGACCUUCAUACAGAUGAGGACUAUUCUCAAAGUGGUGGACAACUCAGGGGCGAAAAAGGUGAUGUGCAUACAAGCUUUGAAGGCAAACAAGAAAGGGGCAAGAUUGGGAGACACAAUUGUUGCAUCAGUAAAGGAGGCACAUCCCAAUGGGAAAGUGAAGAAAGGACAGGUUGUGUAUGGCGUGGUUGUUCGUGCUGCCAUGCAACGAGGCCGUUGUGAUGGGAGUGAGGUCAAGUUUGAUGACAAUGCUGUGGUGCUUGUUGACAAGCAAGGGCGGCAGCCGAUUGGGACUAGAGUAUUUGGACCCGUCCCGCAUGAGUUGAGGAAGAAAAAGCAUGUCAAGAUUCUUAGUUUGGCGGAGCAAAUUGCCUGAAGUGUCGAGCGCACGACAAAAUACAGAUGCACAAUAAGAACAGAAUGCUUAUCUGAAGUGAUGAGGUGUUAAAAACUUUAGAAUAUCCAAGUGAUCGGAAUAAAGUUUGGUACCACGAUUAGGUUUCAAUAUUUUUGAAUAUUGGGCAUAUUGGCCAAAGAUUGAGUAAUUACAUCUUCUAUGCCCUAGUUCAAAAAUAGAAGAAACAUGAUCGGUUUAUUGUAUCGUUUUCAUUCCGAGUGAGAUACAACUGAGCGCAUAAAGGUGGGUUUUUUACCCUUCUUUUGCUCAAUUUUGGAAGUUGGAUCUUUUCCUUGCAAGUUAGAGUAAUCAGACAGAAAUUUAAUUGUUUUCUUGGGGGUCUCUUUUCUUGGCACCUUUUCAUAUUAUUAAAAGAACACUUGGGGUUGUUUCUUUAGGAAA